GUCAAGAUUCAACCCAAAAUACGACUGGAGCUGGAGCGGAAGAAAUUCAACACGACAACAAAUCCGAACAUCAUGUUAGCGAUCAUCUUACUGUGUGCGAGCGCAAUAGCAGCCGUAGGAGGGAUUGAAUCUUCGGUAAACAACGAAUACCGAAUUGACAAUUUCCAAACCUCACCAGGAAUAUACUUCGAGGAAAUAGGAUCAUUAUAUUUGGUAAAAGGAACCUGGAAACUAGUACUCCACAUGGAUCUACACUAUAUGGAAAGAAAAGCAGACGUUUUAUUCAGAACAUUAGAAACCUUGGAAAAAUUAUGUGAGAAAACCACAGACGAUUCACUGUGUUCCAUCGUAGACAGUACUCUAAAACCACGAUUAAAGAAAGUCAGCUCCUCAAUAACGGCAAUAUACAACUUCGUAGGCACAGGAGAAAAUAGAAACAAAAGAGGACUCAUUAAUGGUUUAGGAACGGUUAUCAAAGCAAUAACUGGGAAUCUCGAUCAAGAUGACGCGGAAAAAAUAGAUAAAAACAUUGACGAGAUAAUAACAAGACAAAAAACCGACGAGGAUAUGUUAAAAGAAAAUGUACAAAUUCUGCAAUCUACGCUAAGGCUUUACAACGAAUCCACUACGGAAAUAUUAGACAAAAUGGACAACCUAACGCAUAUGAUAGAAAGAAUAAAAAACACGGUAGAAAGUCAAUUCUCAACACUAAAAAAGAAACAAAUGAUAGACGAAAAUAUAAACGGAUUUACAGCGGUAGUUGGAGCUUUUACAAGCGACGUAAACCAACUAGCGAACUUCUUAACGGAAAUUUACAAGGGAACAAUAACCCCUACGGUGAUCUCACCUAAACAAUUAUCUGACUAUUUAACAGAAGCAAUACCUUAUACUCCUAAAGGAUUAAACUUCCCAACAAGCAUUAAAAGUAGCGAAAUGACUAACCUAUUAAAAACCGCAGAAAUUACUAGCUACACUGCAAAACUACGAUUUGUUUUAAUCAUAAAAUUUCCUUUGAUCGAAAAUUAUAUGCUAAAAAUCAACAAAGUCUACCCACUACCAACAAAAAUCAAUGAAAAUCAGUUCCAGUUCAUCGAAACUACAUCGAAAAUAAUAAUCGUAGAUAAUUACAAAAGAGCGUAUUUAACAAUGUCUGAAGAAGACUUAAACAAAGCGAAGAAAGUCGACAAUAUCUAUUAUUACAAACCUAAACAAUCAAUGCAAAUAAUAAGCGACAAUACACCAUGCGAAAUAGCAAUAUAUUUAGGAAAUAAUCCCGAAAAUUUAUCAUGUAACCAACGAAUUGUAAAAUUAGAAAAAACAUUAAGGAUAUAUUGCACAGGCGAUACAAUGUUGCCAUGCUAAA
This is a messenger RNA of Venturia canescens, 1363 nucleotides long. RefSeq lists its product as uncharacterized. NCBI's taxonomy places the organism in Eukaryota, Metazoa, Arthropoda, Insecta, Hymenoptera, Ichneumonidae. The record is from RefSeq and is a predicted model, not a curated record. The transcript is spliced from 2 exons. Bases 73 to 1362 code for a protein of 429 amino acids.